Messenger RNA from Vollenhovia emeryi, 5501 nucleotides. Its product is annotated as cilia- and flagella-associated protein 43-like. The record is from RefSeq and is a predicted model, not a curated record. The coding region runs from base 192 to 4952 and encodes 1586 amino acids. The transcript has 17 exons. NCBI's taxonomy places the organism in Eukaryota, Metazoa, Arthropoda, Insecta, Hymenoptera, Formicidae. Gene Ontology annotation, molecular function: protein binding. Gene Ontology annotation, cellular component: axoneme. Gene Ontology annotation, biological process: cilium assembly.
CGUUUGAAGGGAUUGUCUCUAUGGCCAACCCCGAUCAAUAUACUAGCCUAUCUGGGUUUCUCAGCAACCAAACACGACGCUUAUACGUGCAAGAUUUACUUGCCAAGCAAAAGUAGAAUUGGGAACUUGGGAACAAUGCAAAAAACGAUACAAAUUUUUCCUAUAUCCUGCAGAUUAGAAAAUACAGCAAAAUGAAUUUUUCGACAACCGAAACAAGGUGGAUGAAGUUUGGAAAAUUUCACGACUUCGCCUUUGUUGGGAAGGAAACAGUCGCAACGGCUUCCGGCAUUUACGUGAGCUUCCUGGAUCUGAAUACGAGAGAGAGACGGAUCGAGCGGUUCGACAACAAAGAAAGGGGCGACGGUGCGUCGUGUUUAGCUGGACAUCCGACAGUUUCCAUGUUUUCCGUAGUCGAGAGAAAGCCUAAUCCUAAAAUAUCAAUAUUCAUGUAUCCGACAAUACAAAGGAUCUCCAGGUGCGUCCUGCCGGACAGAAUCAAUGGCUAUUUAUCUUGCUCUUUUGUUGGCAUGGAGUAUCUCGUAAGUCUAACUAGCUUCCCCGAUUUUCGACUAAUCGUGUGGCUCUGGAGAACCGGCAAACACGUCGCCAUGCUUAACACAAAGAUAGACAACCUUGUUCAGGAAAUUUUCUGUUCGCCGAAUCCUCCACAUUUGAUAGCGCAAUUCGGAGCUGACGAUAAUACACUCUCGGUCUAUCAAGUGCGCACGUGCUCGAAAAUUGUAAGUAUACAUCGCGUGAACGCGCCUGUUCCGGGACACAAAAUUGUGUCUUCAUCCUGGACGCAGGAGGGAAAUCUAUUUGUCUCGGACGAAUUGGGGAAUGUAUGGCUCGUGGCGAUUGAAGCUAACAAGUUGUACUCGGUGAUAAAAUCGAAAAUACUCGAUCGUCCAAAAAAUAAACCGAUUGUCGUCAGUCAUAAAAAUGGCGUAAUAGUCGUGAAUACCAAUAGUGAAAUUACGUUUUACAAAAAAUCGGCAGCGGAUUGGAACGUGACGUGGAAAUUGAUGUGGUCGGUUUCGACUUUCUAUUCUAUACAAGUUGGAAGACAACACUGUUCCAAAGAUGGGAUUAUGCUUCACUCCAAGAGCGGAGAAAUUUUUGAGAUCUGUACGCGACACGACAACGUUCCUCAGAUAGAAGUUAUUUAUACGGACGAAAUUGAAUACAAAGCACUAUUUUCUAUAUCUCAGUGCACAGAUCACGUCGCAGCGGUAGACCGGUUAGAUCGUCUUUGCAUUUUCGAAUUAUCGACCGGUACACUGACCGCGAGAUUAUCCCUGAAGCACCACGGUGAAGUUCUUCAGGGAGAUACACAUCCUACUUUACCAAUACUUGCAUCCUGCAGCGCUGCUGGCAAUUGCAUUCUUAUCGAUGUGACGAAAACUUCAUUGCUUAAAAUUUUGAACUGCUUUCAUCUUUAUGGAAAUUAUGUGGAUAAAAUCAAAUUCUCAUGUCACGGUGAACUUUUGGGAAUUGGUAAUUCUCAAACUGGCAUGAUAUUUCUUGUUGGCAAACGACUUAAACAGCAGCGCGUGGAUGUUCUAGGCUCUAUAGAAAUUGCUGGAUUUAUCGCUGAUUUCUUUAUAUACGAAGGUAAAGAAGAUCGUUUUGAGAUCUUAGUUCUAGCAGCGACUGAUCCUUCUAUAGCUUCGAUCGGCGGCAACAAAGUGAUCGUGUACACUUGCGAGAUUUCGAUCGAUUUCUGCACGCGUGCCGUGUGCGUGAUAGACUUAUCAAGACCUUUCAAGACGCUCUAUAGCGGAUGUAAGCCACUGAGCAUGUUAGGUGUACCCGCUUUGUCUAAACAAUUGCAUCAAAUGGAAAUACAGAAUAAUUUUCAGGAUAUUGUCCUCACGGACGCACUGUUCUCCAUGCAUCAGUUGAGGAACAUCGGGAUGUACGUAACCGAUGCUCGAGUCAUAACAUAUGGAUACGAUGGCUUGAUCAUAGUCAGAGAUAGCACGGCACUUGGCAAAGUGAUCGCUAUUUUUAUGCCGCACCAUCGCAGUCAGGGAGGUGUAACACGCGCGAUUACUUCGCGUUUCGGGGAAACGAUCGUUUCUCUCGGUAGAAAUGGUGAUCUCGUCGCCAAUCGAAUUCGCCUACCGGAGGCAAAAGCAAAUUUAGCAGAAAUCGAAACUGCGAGUGUGCAUUUAGCGAUCGAGGAUUUCACUACUGAUCCAAACGAGCGGUACGAUCGAGAAAAGGAAACCUGGCUGGAUAGUGUAAUCGCUGCUAAACUGAAAGCCGAGCGCGACGAGGCUCUACCUCGACGGGCUGGUAUCGUAGCCGAUCUUGAGAAGAUUAAAACGCAAAUACGCGAGCUGCUCGAUAUAAAUGAAGGCAAAACACCGGACGCCCGUUUGCCGAUCUCGGCUUUCGAUUUGAAUCACGAGUACCGACAGCGAAGAAUAGAGGAGGCUAGACUUGAACGAGACACAUUGUAUCGAAACCUCGAAGAGGAUUGCGCUCAACGGGAUCAGGUGGCGGAGAGUCUGCGUGAAAUAUUCUGGGAACUGUUGGAAGUUAAACCAUGCGCUCUUACAACAAUUGGUGGCGAUGCAAUCGUUCGAAAUCAUCCCCUUGUCGCAUCGACUCGAAAGAUGGACGACUUUAAAGUAUGGGAUAAACUUUCUUCGGACGCUGACGAAUUUUUGUACAGUUACGAGGUGUAUGACGGAUCACUAGGUAAAGACGAUUCAAGACAGGGAUUUACGGUAAUUCCCGACAAGGAAUCUUCAACGGCUAGCAACGUCGGAAGCAAAACGUAUCGAAUGGCUAAAAAAUGGUGCACGCUUGCCGACGAAGAGGAAAAAUUAUGUGUAUCGGGUGUCACGACCCAUAAAUGGAUUGAGGACGAAAGUAUAGCUUCAACGCAUCAGCUAUUGAUUCCGCAUGACAGCGAUCUCGAAGCUAUCCUGCGCAAGGAUAUUAUCAUCGAAAAUCGAGAGCGUAAAUUAAAGAUGCAUUUCAAUGAUCUCUUUGAGGAAAUGAAACGUGCGAAGGAAUGUGUAUUAAAAUGUGCAGAGGAGCGCAUCAGCAGACUUCGAUAUUGCGCGUCUCAAUUGAAGAUGAUGUUCGGUAUAGACUCCGUUUUGGAGCCAAUCGAGACCCCGUCCUGGAAUGUCGAAGAAAUACCUGACUACAUAGUUACCGUAAAAGAUCACGAAAUAUUUGAAAGACAGCCACGGCAAGGGGAAUUGAAUGUAAUUGACGAGGAUCGAGAAGAUGAAAAUAAACAUGCAAAAGCCGGUGAUUUUUACAAAGUAGCUCUUGAGAAAAUGAUGGACGGUGUAUUGGAACCUACAUGGGAAGAUGAAGUGAAGAAGGAAAUACCUGUGCCCGACUGCCUAAUUGCAAAGAAUCCUUCAAAGUACACCGACGAGGAUAUCGCAGCUAUUACGUUGUACAGGUCUAAAGUGGAAGCGCUGCAAAGGGAAAGAGAAAAGUAUAAAGCGACAUUGCAGGCUGAUAUUAUAGAAACGAAAGACGCCUUGGAAAGAGACAACGCCGCUUUCAACGACAAGUUAAAAGAUCUAGAAUUGAGAAAGAUGCAAAUUGAAUGCGCGAUUCUUCAGGAGAGACUGGCAAGAAUACGAGCGAUCCGAAGGCAUCGGAUCAUGGUCGAUGGCAGGCAAGAAAUCGCUCGUCUCGCCGACGAGCUGGCACUGGCGACGCGAGGGGCACACGGGCUCGCCGAGGAGUGCAACUCGUUGGAGGUGGUCGUAUCGGAGCUGAAAAUCCGAUACGACAGCCUCUGCAAGGCGGAGAAACGCCAGGAGGCCAAGUUCCGCGGCGAAUUCGCGGAGUUGAAGCAGUCGGUAGUGGAACACUUGCUCAGGCACUACAAGAAGCGGCCCAGGGCCGGUCGGCUGACCACCACGUCCGUCACGUAUUUGACGGAGGUGGCGAGUUGCGUCGCGGGCAACGAGAAGUCGGACGUCUUACCGCGCGAAUGCCUGGACUUCCUCAAAGGCAUGGACGCCCUGGACUCGAAGCCCCGAAAUUUACCGUCGCAAAUUAAUACCAGUUAUUGGCAGACAAUGUGCAGAUUAAGGAGAACGAAGAUCGAGACGGAAAUAAAGGUGAAAUGCUGCGCGGUGGAAAUAGCUGAGGCGGAAGAGACGCUGUCGUUUUAUCAGAAGGCGAUGCAGUCGGCUGAUAACGCCGUGGUGUGCAAGAAGGUCAGCUUGGAUGACAUGGAGAGAUCCUUGAUGCAGCUAGCGCAGGAAAUGGAGGUACAACUCGUCUUGAAAAUGGGCCAAAUUGAGGUGCCACUGCGAGGUUGUCCCUCAGACUACGCGAACGCCGUUCUCGUGACACGAGAGGAGCUUUUACGGGUCAACGACUGUAUCGUCGAAACCGGGAAACGCAAGCUGGCAGCGAUGCAUAAAUCCAUGCACUUGCGGAAGGUUGUGUCGCAACACGAAUGGCAACAUGCUUGCGCGAAAAUGCUAUUGGAGGAUCUGCAGCGGGAUUUAAAAGAUAUCCGAGAGUUCAAGAUCACGAGAAACGUGCUGGAAUUUUUGAGCAGUUAUCCCUGCAGCGUAAAUUUAGAAAGAGAUUACGAAAAGAUGCAAGCCAACUUGCGAGUAUUUCGUAACAAAUUUUACAAAUUGUUGGAACUGGAACAGACGCGACUGAGAGAAGCGAAGCGACUGAUGGCCAAGUGGAAGAAGAAGAACGGCAAGGUGUCACAAGAGAUCAAGAUGAAGUCGUCAGAUGUCGACGACCGUCGUCGCAGAUUGCUUGAUGACCCGCAUCGCAAGAGGGAUGAGGAGUCUCGAAGGAUGAGACUCGCGGCAAUCGCGAGGCGUACCAGGCUCGUUAUGAAAGCAGAGGACAAUUAUGAGCAGCUGCUAAUCUUGCACGCUCACCUCGAGGUCUUGAAGUUGCGAACGUAUCCGACCUUGCAGUUUAAAACCGCAUAAGACUCGUGUGUCGAGGAAAAAGAUCCCGCGCGAGCGCCGAGACCGUCAGCGGCAACGUCGACUGCAGUUUCUCGACAAUAAUUUAUGAAAACUACCUUUUUUUCUGCUGAAUAAUAAAAUUGUUUUAUUUAUGCAUUCGUGGGGAAGUGCAUAAACACAGGGUAUACCGGGUGCUGAGUAUAUCGGGUGCGUCCUUAAUAAGCUGGACCGCUGAAUUGCAGAUUUAUGUAGAUUCACGUGUAAUAUGUAUGGUAAUACAUGGCGAUAGUUUCAUAUUACGUUUGUCAUCGAUACUUAUUAUUUCGAUCUCGAUCUCGCGAAAAGUCAUAUAUAUGCAUGCAAUAAAGGAAAAAUAUUGAUUCCAAGAAACGAAUGAGGAAAGUCAUAUUGCUGCGUCUCGAUAUUUCUUAGUAAAAGUGGAAGAAGGUAAACGCUAAAUUUAAAAAUACCAAACUUUAUUUGAAAAUCGCAGAGGAGCAUUAAACUGCCAUAAUUAAUUGAAAACGAUAUAAUCGAUAGAACAAUCUUCCCGAUAUCAAGAUCUCUCUC